AUGAGCGUACACUCCAACGUGCCCUGGUCGCAGAGCCCGGAACCGGUGCAGCUGAUCGUCGAGCGGAUACCGGACGGUUUUUCGCCGAACAACUCGAGUGAAUUCAUCCUCGGCAGCAAUAAGGGAACCAGCCGCUGGUAUCGACAGGGCUGGAUGCCGCUGCUGCUGAUUUUUGUCGUGUUGUUCGGCUGCACAAUUUUCGCUGUCGUCGUGUCGAUCAUUAUCGCGUCGCAGCGCCUCUCCGCCUACCACCACUUUUACCCGGAUGGA
Mesorhabditis spiculigera is the source of this 270-nucleotide messenger RNA. The record is from the annotation of a GenBank genome assembly. Lineage: Eukaryota; Metazoa; Nematoda; Chromadorea; Rhabditida; Rhabditidae.